This is a messenger RNA of Drosophila virilis, 1365 nucleotides long. It is a transcript of the gene Gr64b, whose product is annotated as Gustatory receptor 64b. Gene Ontology annotation, molecular function: sweet taste receptor activity. Lineage: Eukaryota; Metazoa; Arthropoda; Insecta; Diptera; Drosophilidae. The record is from RefSeq and is a predicted model, not a curated record. Gene Ontology annotation, biological process: detection of chemical stimulus involved in sensory perception of taste; sensory perception of sweet taste. Gene Ontology annotation, cellular component: membrane.
CAUUAUUUCGCUUAAGAGUCGACAGUCAGUUUUUGGCCAUGCCACAGGGCGAAACAUUCCAUCGCGCUGUUUCACAAGUGCUUUUUAUCUCACAGAUCUAUGCAUUGCUGCCCGUGAGUAAUAUACGGUCACAGCAGUUGCAAAAUAUUCAAUUCAAAUGGCUUAGUCCGCGCGCAUUUUAUUCGGCAAUCAUUUUAAUACUCAACCUAUGCGAAUUCGGUGCCGUUUUGAAUCAUGUCAGGAAGGUGGGCGUCAAUUUUCACACGUCCAGCUCGCUGGCCCUAUAUAUUGUUUGCCUGCUGGAGCAUAUUUUCUUCUGGAGAUUGGCAAUUAACUGGCGCAGCAUCAUGAGCCACUGGCACCGUGUGGAACAGCUUUUUCUAAGCGUACCCUAUCGCUUCUAUGACGAGUAUAAAAUGAAGCGUCGCAUCAACAUUGUUUUCGGUCUGAUCAUGUCAUCGGCCCUAGUUGAGCAUUGUCUGCUGUUGGCCAAUUCUUUCCAUUUGAGCAGUCUGGAGCGCACACAAUGUAAUAUCAAUGUCAGCUACCUGGAAAUCACCUACAAAUGGGAGCGUCCACAUCUCUAUUAUAUACUACCCUAUCAUAUAUGGUUGAUGCCAAUGCUUGAGUGGCUCAAUCAGACUAUUGCCUAUCCGCGCUCCUUCACAGAUUGCUUUCUCAUGUGCAUUGGCAUUGGGCUGGCGGCGCGUUUUCAUCAGUUGCAUCGCCGCAUUGCCGCCGUGCAUAGAAAGGUGAUGCCUGCCAUAUUUUGGACAGAGGUUCGCCAUAAUUAUUUGUCAUUAAAGCGUCUCGUGCGUCUGCUCGAUGGAGCCGUUGCGCCACUCAUGCUUUUGGCCUUUGGAAAUAAUAUGUCAUUCAUAUGCUUUCAGUUGUUCAACAGCUUCAAAAACAUCGGUGUUGAUCUUAUUGUAAUGCUGGCAUAUUGGUACUCGCUAAUAUUUGCUAUAUUACGCACCACCUUAACUAUAUUUGUGGCAUCUUCAAUUCAUGAUUUUGAGCGCAAAAUUAUAACCGCACUACGUGAUGUGCCCGCCAAGGCGUGGACUACAGAGGUGCAACGCUUCAGCGAGCAGCUGGGCAAUGAUAUGACCGCAUUAUCUGGCAAUGGCUUUUUCUAUGUCACUCGUCAACUUGUGUUGUCCAUGGCCACGACAAUAAUCACUUAUGAGCUCAUGAUAUCGGAUGUCAUAAACCAAGCAACAAUCCGGCAAAGAACCGUCUACUGCUAAAUUAAACCCUGGAUCCUGUUUUAUAUUUUAUAUUUAUAUUUGCCAAGAAACCUACUACGAGAUUUGUCUUACUUAACUAUAAAUAGAUCAAGUAAUUUCUGCCAUAAGCCCCAUA